Messenger RNA from Aspergillus aculeatus ATCC 16872, 1827 nucleotides. RefSeq names its product alpha-keto acid decarboxylase family protein. Gene Ontology annotation, molecular function: carboxy-lyase activity; thiamine pyrophosphate binding; magnesium ion binding. NCBI's taxonomy places the organism in Eukaryota, Fungi, Ascomycota, Eurotiomycetes, Eurotiales, Aspergillaceae. The transcript has 5 exons. The coding region runs from base 1 to 1713 and encodes 570 amino acids. The record is from RefSeq and is a predicted model, not a curated record.
AUGACAACUAACGAGAUCGUCACCCGAGAGCUCAAGAAGCCUAUUACUGUCGCUGAGUAUCUCUUCCACCGUCUUCACGAGGUGGGGGUCCGCUCAGUGCACGGUGUUCCCGGUGACUACAAUCUCGCAGCUCUAGACUAUCUGCCAAAGUGCGGUCUCAACUGGGUGGGUAAUUGCAAUGAGCUCAAUGCUGGUUACGCUGCGGAUGGUUAUGCCCGAGUCAAUGGUAUUAGUGCCUUGAUCACUACCUUCGGAGUUGGCGAGCUGUCAGCCCUCAACGCCAUUGCUGGCGCUUACUCCGAGUACGUGCCUAUCGUUCACAUCGUGGGUCAGCCCAGCUCUCAGUCCCAAAAAGAUGGAAUGUUGCUCCAUCACACUCUCGGCAACGGCGACUUCGACGUCUUCACCAAGAUGAACACCGGGGUCUCCUGCUCAAUUGCCCGCCUGACCGAGACUCUCGAGGUCGCAACUCUGAUUGACAACGCCAUUCGCGAAUGCUGGAUCCGCAGUCGUCCCGUCUACAUCACGCUGCCUACCGAUAUGAUUACGAAGCAGGUUGAAGGCGAGAGACUCAACACGAAGCUGGAUCUGUCCCUUCCCGCCAAUGAAACCGAGAAGGAAGACUACGUGGUCGACGUUGUUUUGAAAUACCUCCAUGCCGCAAAGAAGCCUGUCAUUCUGGUUGAUGCCUGUGCUAUUCGCCACCGUGUUCUCGAUGAAGUUCACGAUCUAAUGGAGGCCUCUGGCCUGCCCACGUUCGUGGCACCAAUGGGCAAGGGUGCCGUGGACGAGACGCGAUCCAACUAUGGAGGAGUCUACGCCGGAACGGGUUCGAACGCAGGUGUGCGCGAACAAGUCGAAUCCUCGGAUCUUAUCUUGAGCAUCGGUGCCAUCAAGUCUGAUUUCAACACCAGUGGAUUCACGUACCGUAUCGGACAGCUCAACACCAUCGAUUUCCACAGCAACUACGUGCGCGUGCGUUACUCCGAAUACCCUAACAUCAACAUGAAGGGGGUCUUGCGCAAGGUCAUCCAGAAGCUGGGUAAGGUGAAUGCCGAGCCGGUUCCGCACCUCUCCAACGCAUUGCCCGAGGAAGAGAAGACUUCUUCAGCCACCGAGAUCACUCACCAGUGGUUGUGGCCCAAGGUCGGACAGUGGCUUAAGGAAAACGACAUCGUCAUCACCGAGACUGGUACGGCGAACUUUGGUAUCUGGGAGACCCGAUUCCCCGCCAAUGUCACCGCUAUCAGCCAAGUCCUUUGGGGCAGCAUUGGAUACUCGGUCGGCGCCUGCCAGGGUGCUGCUCUGGCGGCUAAAGAGCUCGGCAAUCGUCGCACUGUCCUCUUCGUUGGCGAUGGUAGUCUCCAGCUUACGGUGCAGGAGGUGAGCACCAUGAUCCGAAACAACCUCAACCCCAUCAUUUUCGUCAUCUGCAACAACGGCUACACCAUUGAACGAUACAUCCACGGCUGGGACGAGAGCUACAACGACAUUCAACCCUGGGAUCACAAGGCCCUGCCGACCGUCUUCGGAGCCAAGGACAAGUACACCGGCCACAAGGUCACCACUCGCGACGAACUGAAGCAGCUCUUCGCGAACGAAGAAUUCAACUCGGCUCCGCACUUGCAGUUGGUUGAGCUUCACAUGCCCAGGGAUGAUGCCCCCGCCGCGCUGAAGAUCACCGCCGAAGCGGCUGCUGCGAGAAACAAGUAAUGAUAAUGACCACGAACCGCCAAUCGAGCAACUCGCCCGCCGUCUUUCCCGCUCCACGAUCCGUUGGUUGUAUUCCAAGUUGGAAAAGAAAAAACCUUAUUUCGAGCAAAGCAG